Messenger RNA from Nakaseomyces glabratus, 894 nucleotides. RefSeq names its product cyclin PCL2 (gene PCL2). Lineage: Eukaryota; Fungi; Ascomycota; Saccharomycetes; Saccharomycetales; Saccharomycetaceae. Gene Ontology annotation, molecular function: cyclin-dependent protein serine/threonine kinase regulator activity; protein kinase binding. The record is from RefSeq and is a predicted model, not a curated record. Gene Ontology annotation, cellular component: cyclin-dependent protein kinase holoenzyme complex; nucleus. Gene Ontology annotation, biological process: regulation of cyclin-dependent protein serine/threonine kinase activity.
AUGUCUGAUAUAGAGGCUUUAUUGCAAUUCAAUCGGAAACCGGUUUCUCAAGAGAUGAUAACGUACUUGGCAAGGUCCACUGAGAGUAUCAUACAAGUACGUGAAACUCAUAGCAUGAUUGAUGUCGCUAUUCCAGCACCAAAAUUGGAAUUGUUCAUCAAGAAGCUCGUUAAGUACUCGAAUGUGCAAACACCAACAUUAAUGGCUACCACGGUUUUUCUUACGAAACUGAGGUCUAUUAUACCAGCUAAUGUAUAUGGUAUUGAAACUACUAGACAUAGAAUAUUUCUGGGUUGUUUGAUCCUUUCGGCAAAGACUCUGAAUGACUCCUCACCGUUGAACAAGCACUGGGCCCAAUAUACUGAUGGAUUGCUACAUUUGAAAGAAGUCAACACUAUUGAACGUGAGCUUCUCGAGUACUUCGAUUGGAAUCUUACUUUAUCAACAAAUGAUUUGAUCCAAUCAUUGGCUCCAUUUUUGAAGCCUAUCAAGGACCAAAUCAUCAGAUCAAGACAACAGGAGUUGCUAUUGUUCAAUGCACCAACUCCUUCUCAAUUGAAGUCGUACAUGAACUCACCACAAUCGCGUUCAUCUUCCUACAACUCUAUCCCAUCAUUGUCAUCGUCAAACACAAUCUCUACAAUCAACUCAUCGAGAUCUAGAUCCUCCCUCAAUUACAGCGCCAACAUACAAACCAUACCAGAAGGCGAAUCUGAUGUGGUAUCUCAAAGAAAGACUAGUCUGUCAAACCUAGAUCCUAACAAAUAUGCAAACACUUCUGUAUCAGAGAAGAGAAAAUCAAGCAGACCAAUAAUAUUAAAGACUGGGCUUGACAAGCCCAUGGUUGCCGGACAAACUAAGAUAAAGAGGUCAAAUUGGACUAACUUCUUUUAG